Messenger RNA from Rubroshorea leprosula, 855 nucleotides. Lineage: Eukaryota; Viridiplantae; Streptophyta; Magnoliopsida; Malvales; Dipterocarpaceae. The record is from the annotation of a GenBank genome assembly.
ACGCUGCGCGAAAAGGUAAAGGAAAAGAGCUAGGCGGGAAAAUGGCGGCGGCGACAGGAGUGGUGCUGCCGCGGCCAGUGACUUUCGUGACGGGAAACGCCAAGAAACUGGAGGAAGUAAAAGCCAUCUUGGGUCAAUCCGUUCCCUUUCAGUCCCUCAAGCUUGACCUGCCUGAACUCCAAGGCGAACCUGAAGAAAUCUCCAAAGAAAAGGCUCGUUUGGCUGCUGUGCAAGUGAAUGGACCAGUGCUAGUGGAAGAUACAUGUCUCUGUUUCAAUGCUCUAAAGGGUCUUCCAGGGCCAUACAUCAAGUGGUUUUUAGAGAAGAUUGGCCGUGAAGGUUUGAAUAACUUGUUGAUGGCAUAUGAAGAUAAAUCAGCUUAUGCUUUAUGUGCAUUUUCUUUUGCUCUUGGGCCCGAUCUUGAACCUAUUACAUUUCUGGGGAAGACACCGGGCAAGAUAGUUCCACCAAGGGGACCAAAUGACUUUGGAUGGGAUCCAAUCUUUCAACCUGAUGGCUAUGAACAAACUUAUGCAGAGAUGCCAAAGGAAGAAAAGAACAAGAUUUCUCAUCGCUUCAAGGCUCUGGCUCUGGUAAAAUCCCACUUUGCUGAAGCUGGAUACAGUUUUAAGACAGAUGGCACCUCUGCCUAAAAAUAAUCUAAAUCUUUAUUGUUGCCGUCCAAAAUAACGAGUCCCAAGUAAUCAAAAACUUUAUUCUUGGGGUCCAAAUUUGUUACAUUUUCUCUAAUUCUAUAAUGAACUGCAUAGAAAAUGACUACUUGAGAGUGGGAUAACAGAAGCUUUUGGAAUAUUUACUUGGGUUUUAUUAUGAAAAUAAAAAUCUAGCUUCAAA